Messenger RNA from Torulaspora globosa, 906 nucleotides. RefSeq lists its product as uncharacterized. Bases 1 to 906 code for a protein of 301 amino acids. Gene Ontology annotation, molecular function: intramolecular phosphotransferase activity. Gene Ontology annotation, biological process: glycolytic process. The transcript has a single exon. Lineage: Eukaryota; Fungi; Ascomycota; Saccharomycetes; Saccharomycetales; Saccharomycetaceae. The record is from RefSeq and is a predicted model, not a curated record.
AUGACAGUUGCGAGUAACACCUUGAAAGUGAUUCUCUUAAGACACGGCCAGAGUGAAUUGAACCAUGAGAACAUCUUCUGUGGCUGGAUAGAUGCCAAGCUGACAGAAAAGGGUAAAACGCAGGCCAGAAACGCAGCAAGGCUCAUUCAAGAUUACUGCCAAAAGAACGGAGUGUCAUUGCCACAGGUGGGAUAUACGUCAAGACUGUGUCGUACGCAGCAGACCAUGGAAGUGAUGCUCGAUGAGAUGGGGCUGGAGGGGUCGUAUGAGGUUGUUCCUGGCGUGGAUUGCGACAUCGGGGAGACACUGAAUAAGGACGUGGUGAGGGUUCUACAGAGUUGGAGGCUGAAUGAGCGUCAUUAUGGGUCGUGGCAGGGUCAAAGGAAGCCGCAGAUCCUGAAAGAGUACGGGAAGGAACAAUACAUGUACAUCAGAAGGGACUAUCAAGGGAAACCACCGGCAGCGGACUUGAAACGUGAGAUGAUGCAGGAGGUGAAUGAUCCUGGCUCCUCGACGGGCUACGAAUUUAAAGAACCUAAUAGACAUCAAAAAUAUCAGCUGGAGGAGAAGAGUGGGGUGCAACUGCCAGACAGCGAAUCUCUGCGGGACGUUGUUGAGCGGAUGAGACCGUUCCUUACACAGGUUGUUCUGCAGGUCGCCAGACAGCAUAAUUUGGAGUCUUGUCUAAUGGUGGGACACGGAAGCUCAGUUAGAUCGAUCUUGAAAAUCCUGCAGAACAUCUCGGAUGACGAGAUAAAGAAUGUUGAUAUUCCUAACGCAACACCUCUCGUGGUAGAGCUGGACAAGGAUACCUUCAAGUUUGUGAACAGAUAUUACCUAGACCCCGAGACGGCAAGCAUCGAUGCAGAAAAAGUCCGCCAGGAAGGGUUUCAGAAUAACCCUUAG